GACUAACCUCACGUGAUAGUCAAAUGUUUCAUAUCACAAUUAUGGGGACAAUAAAGGCCACCAUACGACAUGUGAAGUUAAUAGCAAAGGAGAACGCUUACAACACUGACGGAAUACAUAUCCAAUCUUCUUCUCAAGUUACCAUCACUGAUUCAGAUAUGGAAACCGGCGACGACUGCAUCUCUAUUGGCCCCGAUGUCAAGACCGUGCGGAUUGAAAACAUCGAUUGCGGUCCCGGCCAUGGAAUAAGCAUUGGGAGUCUAGGAGGGGAGGGGACAACCACUUCCGAAGUUGAAGAGAUAGAGAUACGAAAUGUUCGGUUGACGGAAACCCUAAACGGCGUGAGAAUCAAGACAUGGGCAAGGGCUGCGAGCAGCGGGUUUGUGAAAAACGUCUGGGUCCAGGACGUGACGAUGGACAAUGUUUGGAACCCCAUUCUCAUUGACCAGCGCUACUGUUCAAAACCUGAUCGGCAGCUCUGUUUCCCCGGGGAAGAGUCCGGCAUCAUGAUCAGCAAUGUGACGUUUGUAGACAUUAAAGGGACGUCGGAGACGGCGGUUGGCGUCAAAUUGGAUUGCAGCCGCGCCCAGCCGUGUCAAGACAUAGCUUUAAACCCGGCCGAUGUGAGCCUCACUUAUAACGGCGCUCCAGCUAAAGCUUCCUGUGCUAACGUCCAAUGUCCCAUCGGCUUCCCCCGCUUUUAAUAUAAAAAAAAAUGACACUCUAUCCUUGAAGUUCCCGG
Molecule: messenger RNA, 742 nt
Organism: Cuscuta epithymum
Lineage: Eukaryota; Viridiplantae; Streptophyta; Magnoliopsida; Solanales; Convolvulaceae
Source: the annotation of a GenBank genome assembly